GAGCGAUGGAUUUUUUCUCAAACGGUUUCCAACAGCUAUUCCAUGAUUUGGAACAGAAUAUCUCGUCCCCAAAUGGAAACUACUUCGAGGACGUCAAUAACAACAGGAUGAGCAGUGACAGUGAUCCCUAUUACACCUGCGACUAUUACAGCUACCUUGACCCACAAAGUCUCGAAUUUCAACAGGAUGACGCGAAGGACUCAAUCUUGGGGAUCGAUCGGGCGCUGGAACAGUGUCUAGACUACUUGCUGCCUCUGGAAGAACACGAUGCUGGAAUUCAAUCUGACCAGUGCCAGUGGGAUUGGGAAAUCAGCUUUCUGGAUAGUUUGGUAGAAAUGCCAGAGCCCGAGCAGAAACUCCCUGAAAAAACACCCCUCUGCGAUGAUUCCUGCGAUUUAUUCCUCAAAGACGCCAGUGAAAAUCUAAAUCUGUAUCUAAAGCUUUUGCCAAGCGAUGCCAGUGAUCAGACGGAGAAGACAUUUCCCUGCACCUUCGGAGAAUGCACAAAGAUCUAUGCAAAGCCAGCCCACCUUAAGGCCCAUAUGCGUCGACAUAUGGGUGAAAAACCCUACGUAUGCACCUGGCCACAUUGUACGUGGAAGUUUUCGCGCUCCGACGAAUUGGCCCGCCAUCGACGAUCACACUCGGGAGUGAAACCCUACAAGUGUAACUAUUGUACGAAGUGUUUUGCCCGUUCGGACCAUUUGGCGAAACAUAGAAAAGUCCAUGAGCGACGACUGCUGGCACUUGGUGGAAAGGAUCGAUUGGGACAGGUGUUGCCUGCGAGUGUUUUUCAAGUGAGGCCAGGACGAAAGCCUAAAAAUCAAAAUCUUAGAUGAUUAUGAAUUAAAUAAGUUUGUUUUUAAGUUAAGUAGUUAAAUUCAGUGUAAAGUGUAUAUGUUUUUUUUUUAAUAAACAAACAAAAAUAAGAUAAGUACUAAUAAGGAAUUAUUAAAUAAAAUAUAGAAAAAUGCUGUUAUUAUCUUCAA
This is a messenger RNA of Eupeodes corollae, 989 nucleotides long. RefSeq names its product Krueppel-like factor 5 (gene Klf15). Gene Ontology annotation, molecular function: RNA polymerase II cis-regulatory region sequence-specific DNA binding; DNA-binding transcription factor activity, RNA polymerase II-specific. The transcript has a single exon. Gene Ontology annotation, biological process: regulation of transcription by RNA polymerase II. The record is from RefSeq and is a predicted model, not a curated record. Lineage: Eukaryota; Metazoa; Arthropoda; Insecta; Diptera; Syrphidae. The coding region runs from base 6 to 839 and encodes 277 amino acids.